This is a messenger RNA of Solea senegalensis (Senegalese sole), 4200 nucleotides long. RefSeq names its product deltaD (gene dld). Gene Ontology annotation, cellular component: plasma membrane; protein-containing complex. Gene Ontology annotation, biological process: heterophilic cell-cell adhesion; Notch signaling pathway; multicellular organism development. The transcript is spliced from 12 exons. Lineage: Eukaryota; Metazoa; Chordata; Actinopteri; Pleuronectiformes; Soleidae. Bases 404 to 2839 code for a protein of 811 amino acids. Gene Ontology annotation, molecular function: calcium ion binding. The record is from RefSeq and is a predicted model, not a curated record.
UGUGAAAGUGAGAGAGACACAGAGUGUGAGACUUCUUUUCUGUGUUUUUUUAGGAUCAGCACAUCAUUAUGAACCAAGAGGAAAAAUAAAACAAGGCUUACUUCUUUCUCCUACAUCGACUGGUUUGGAAUUAACGCUCUUUAAAUAUUUCCAGCGGGGAUUUCAUUCACGGAUCCUUCUGUUGAGGAUUACUUUUUAAACAUUUUUGUCGGUGGCGCGUGAGUUUGGAGAAAGUGGAGACGCACCAGUGGAAGACUUUCAUCCUCCUCCUCCUCCUCCUCCUCAUCACCCCUUCACCUUGACUGUGACUUAAAGGGAAAAGGCUUUUCUCCAUGAUUGUUUGACUUGGGGCCACUCGGACCUGUGGAGCCUUUUCACUGCUUGUCUCAGGGCUGUCAACACAAUGGGACGCCUGUCUCUGCUCCUGGUUGUCACCCUCUCCCUCGUCUGCCAGGUUUGGUGCUCGGGAGUGUUUGAGCUGAAGCUGCAGGAGUUUCUCAACAAGAAAGGCACAACGGGCAACGCCAACUGCUGCCCCUCCGCUCACUCGCAGAGCCAACAUCAGUGCGAAUGCAAGACCUUCUUUCGCAUCUGUCUGAAGCACUACCAGGCCAACGUCUCCCCCGAGCCUCCCUGCACAUACGGCGGGGCUGUGACUCCUGUGCUCGGCUCCAACUCCUUCCAGGUGCCGGAGACCAACGCUGACACUUUUACCAACCCGGUGCGCUUCCCCUUCGGAUUCACAUGGCCGGGGACGUUUUCACUGAUCAUUGAAGCCCUGCACACUGACUCCCUGGACGACCUGACAACAGACAACCCAGAGCGUCUGAUCAGCAGGGUCACCACUCAGCGUCACCUCACCGUGGGAGACGAAUGGUUCAAAGACAUGCAAACAGCCGGCAGGACAGAGCUGCGAUAUUCCUACCGCUUCCUGUGCGACGAGCACUAUUACGGCGACGGCUGCUCCGUCUUCUGCCGCCCGCGGGACGACGCCUUCGGUCACUUCAGCUGUGGCGAGCGUGGCGAGAUCAUAUGCAACUCUGGCUGGAAGGGACAGUACUGCACUGAACCAAUCUGUCUUCCUGGCUGUGAUGAAGAGCAUGGUUUCUGUGAUAAACCAGGAGAGUGCAAGUGUCGUGUGGGAUUCAGUGGACGUUACUGUGAUGACUGUAUCCGUUACCCAGGCUGCCUCCAUGGCACCUGCCAACAGCCUUGGCAGUGUAACUGCCAGGAAGGCUGGGGCGGGCUCUUCUGCAACCAGGAUCUGAACUACUGUACGCACCACAAACCCUGUCUGAACGGAGCCACAUGUACCAACACUGGCCAGGGCAGCUACACUUGCUCCUGUCCACCUGGAUACACAGGUGCCAGCUGUGAGACCCAGGUCAAUGAAUGUUCUGGAAAUCCCUGUCGAAACGGAGGCAGCUGCACGGAUAACGAGAAUGGAUACAAGUGCACCUGUCCACCUGGUUUCUACGGCAACAACUGUGAGUUGAGCGCCAGUACCUGUGCAGAUGGACCUUGCUUCAAUGAUGGACAUUGUGUGGACAACCCUGAAGGCGGCUACUUCUGUCAGUGCCCAGCAGGAUACGCUGGCUUUAACUGUGAGAAGAAAAUCGACCACUGCUCUUCCAACCCCUGCUUAAAUGGUGCAGAGUGUGUAGAUCUGGUGAACUCCUACCUCUGUCAGUGUCCUGACGGUUUUUCUGGCCCUAACUGUGAGGACAGCAGCAGCAUCUCUGGACACUGUCUGUCCUUCCCUUGUCAGAACGGCGGGACAUGUCAAGAGGGAGUGAAUGGCUACACCUGUAACUGCCCUCCAGGUUAUAUCGGCAAAAACUGCAGCUCUCCCAUCUCUCGCUGCUCUCACAACCCCUGCCACAACGGAGCCACCUGCCACGAGCGCGGUGGCCGCUAUAUCUGCGCAUGUGUGCCGGGCUACGGUGGUCACAACUGCCAGUUCCUCUUACCCGAGGUGCCCAAGGGUCAGCCUGUGGUGGACGGACCCGAUCGCCGUUAUUCUGCAUCAGAAGAUGGAAACGUGGAAGACGAGGAGGACGACAACAGUGGGUUCCCGUGGACGGCCGUGUGUGCUGGUGUCUUCCUCGUCCUGGUGAUCCUGAUCGGCUGCUCGGUGAUGAUCGUCUACGUUCGGGUCAAACUGCAAGAGCGGCAGAGUCACCACAGCGACAGUGUCCACAGUGACAGUCGCGAGACCAUGAACAACCUGACGACCACCAACAACUGCCUCCGCAGUGACAAGGAACUGGGUGCAAUGAUGACGACGUCAGUUAAAAACACAAACAAGAAGGCAGACUACCACUCAGACCUUGCUGGGUCCCUGAGUGGCCUGAGUGCAGUCAGUGGGCUCAAUGGAUCUGAGAAGAACGGCUUUAAGACUCGCUAUCCCAGUGUGGAGUACAACCUGGUCCAUGAGAUUCGGCCUGAGGAGCUGCUACUGUGUAAAGAAGAGGAGCACGAUGAACCAGAGGUCAAAUGUGAAAUGCUGGAUGAGUUUGACUCAGAGGACAGAUACAGGAAGAGGCAAAAAAGUGACGGAUCAGAAAACAAACUGGAGGAAGAGUCAUCAAGCUGCAACGAAGCAAAGUAUCAGUCGUCCAGCGAGCUGAACGACCACGCAGCAAGUGAUCUCAAAUACCAGUCAACCCGGGACCUCAAAUACCAAUCCACCAGCGACGUCAAAUACCAGUCCACCAGUGAUGCUGAAUACCUCUGUUCCAAUGACAGCAAGUAUCAGUGCCCCACUGACACCAAAUACCAGUCCGUGUACGUCCUAUCGGACCAGAAGGAUGAAUGUAUCAUCGCUACAGAGGUAUGAUACUUGACCAGACCAGUUUCCUGUGGUCGGUGGCGUUUCGCACGCACACACAUACACACACACCAGCCCUGAGCAGUAGAGCUCAGCUUGUCUCCAGGAGGUUCUACUCCUGCUGUUUGCUGCUGUUCCCUGGGAUUUUUUACCGGAGGACUUAGAGCCAAGGUGCUGCUGUGCCAACACAGAGUCAGUACCGAGUUGGUACUUUGCAGUACUAUGGGUGAAUACUAGACAUUUUUGACCCUCAGUGCCAUGGACGACGUACCAAAAGAAAAGUACUCGCGAUUGUACAAACCUUGUACAGAAACAGCGCUGAGCAAAUAAAGAGUGCCGGAGGAGCGAUGAAGAACUAUCUCCGUCGCAGUACUGGAUGAUUUUACUGCUUGUACCAGGAUGAACUCUCCGCUCCAAGUAUGGACUUGGAUGCUGACCGAUGAUAUUGUUGUACCGUGGUGUACUGAUUGAAUGAACAGUUUAGUACUGUUGUAGUACUGUUAUGUGCAGUGUGAAAGCUGCUGCGGAUAUUGGACGGUUCAUGUUCUGUGCAGUGCUGCAGAAGUGAGUUGUUAGAAAUGUUAAAAUUGCAGCUGCUAAGAAUUCAUUCGGAGUUUUCCUUGACAAUUUUAAACAGCUUCACCAGCUUCACAUCUUCUAACUCUGCAGCACUGACAGAUGAUGAUGUUGGCUGAGCUGGUUCUCAGCAGAAAAAACAAAACAAAACAGAGAACUGAAGAUUCCAGUAGUGACUGCAGAUCGAUCCGACAUGGAUCCUGUUGGGCCAUACUGGCCUCUGACCCCUGAAGGUUUUUGAUACACAGGGCAAUGUUUUUGGGGCAGGGCGACUCAGGAAACACUGUCGUUAUUUAGAGGACAAGCAAAGGGAGACAAAAGGACAGGAUGGUUUAAAUUGCUGCUCCAUUUACCAAAAAAACAAACAAAAAAACAACAACAAAACAGGUGAAAUAAAUACAAUUGUAAAAAUUUGUCGUCAUUUUCCCAACCUCUGAUGAUGCGGUCAUGUUUCCAAGUGAGCUAUAACGGACUAGUCUUAACUGCCAAGACCUCAUUGCACUAUGGAGGUGUGCGUGUAAGAGAGUGUGUGUGUGUGUACAGAAGAGGUGAUGUCAUUGUGUGGUGUCAGAUGUAUGCACUGCCCGUUCUCCCCUUUUUACUCCCACGUCUUCCACUAUUAUUAGCCAAUUGAAGGACACCAUCACCCUGCCUGCCAUUGGUUUGGAUCAAUUUAUUGGUUUUUUAUUUUAUUUGUUAUCUAAAGAAAGAUGUAUUCCUUUAAUUUAAUGAUGUAAUUAUUUGUGUUCUUAUUUUUGUUGUGAUUCUUUUUUGUUAAAUCUGUUAUAAUUUAA